This is a messenger RNA of Cylicostephanus goldi, 795 nucleotides long. The record is from the annotation of a GenBank genome assembly. Lineage: Eukaryota; Metazoa; Nematoda; Chromadorea; Rhabditida; Strongylidae.
AUGCGUCAAGAUAUGUCUUGGUUUGACACCCAACAAGUCGGAUCAUUGACAAAUCGGAUGAGCAGUGGAGCAGAAAAAUUGAAGGCUGGAAUUGGUGACAAAAUGGGUUUGCUCAUUUCCGCGCUAGGAAGUUUCAUCAGUGGAAUAGCACUUGGUUUUUACUUGAGCUGGAAAAUGACAUUGGUGAUGAUGAUUACUGUACCGGUUCUUCUAGCAGCCAUGAUCAUCUCGGCUAAGAUGAUCUCAAGAGCUUCAAAAUCUGAAACUUAUGCAUAUUCAACGGCUGGUGGACUAGCAAACGAAGUCAUUUCUGGGAUUCGUACUGUCAUGUCCUUUAAUGCACAGCCAUUCGAAAUACACAGAUAUGAAAAAGAGCUGAAGACAGCGCGAAAACUAGGAAUCCAUAAGGGAGUGGUGCUGGGAGUUUUUGCUGGACUAAACGUUUUUCUACUAUUUGCUGCUAUGGCUGUUGCAUUUUGGUAUGGGACCACCCUUGUAGUGAAAGAUGAAAUAAGUCCGGGAACAGUUUUCGCCGUAUUUUGGGCAGUAUUGGUUGGUACAAGAAGAUUUGGAGAUGCCAUUCCACAAAUGGGUGUGAUUCUUGGCGCAAAACUUGCUGCGGCGGAUAUUUUUGCUGUCAUUGAUAGGGUACCGGACAUAGACAGCUCCAAGAUGGAAGGAUUUACGCCAGAAGAGAUUACUGGAAGACUAAGCUUUACAAACGUUCAUUUCACAUAUCCAGCAAGACCUACAGUGAAAAUUCUGGACGAUGUCAGUUAUGAGGUAAAAUUGUAG